This is a messenger RNA of Castor canadensis (American beaver), 1803 nucleotides long. The record is from RefSeq and is a predicted model, not a curated record. NCBI's taxonomy places the organism in Eukaryota, Metazoa, Chordata, Mammalia, Rodentia, Castoridae.
UUAAGAAUUUCUUUAUUCCAUCACUUAGAAAAGAACCUGGCAUGCAGCAAUACAUGUGACAUGACUGAACAGAUGGGCAGUUUGGGAACUCAUUUUCAUGGGUUGAUUAUGAGGUCUUGGUUAGGUUCCCAGCUCCACCAUCAUCCAGUUUGGUGGCUCGGGUAAAUUAUUUAACGUAUUUAACCUUGUAUGCCUCAUUUGAAAAGAGGGUAUAAGCCUCUUCCCCCGCAGAGAGGUUUUGACUGUAUGUUCUGCCUGUCACCUAUUGUGCGUGUUUCCCCACAGGUACUCCCUGGAGACCCAGCCCUGCUACUGUCACACAUUUCAGUGAUGUCACAGCUCCCCUGCCUGGCAGCGCCAGCACCACCAUGUGAUGCCCAGUCUGAGUGCUGGCUGAGCUGAGAGGGACAGGGUGCAAGUGCUGCCCACUCCAGUCUUCCUUCUUAGUCUUUAAGGCCUCACAGCCCCAGCAUGAGUCCAUCUGUAAGGAAGAGGCCCAAGAAAAGGGUGGUUUCCAAGGUCAGCCUUUGGACUGGAACCUGGGUGAUGUCAGGAGCUCAGAGAAUCCAGCCACACCAAGGACUACUAGCCCACGGGGAAGGCUAGGGUAGUCAGGAGAGUUAAAAUUAUCAACCCAUUUCUGUCUCCAAGUCAAGGUGACAAAACUCCCAGUCCAGGAGGGUCAAGCCAUGCUCAGCCAAAUGAAGAGGCAUAAUGGAGACGUUGGCAGGUGGAUAAUUGCUCUUGAGCUAGUUCUCUCUCCUUCUCUGUCCCUCAGAUGCAAGACCAGAAACUGCGGGACAACAUAAAGGAGCCUGCCAGCAAAUUAAUUGAACUGAGCCGACUUAAAAUGGUGUUAAGAAACUUGUCGCUUUUGAAGCUAUUCAAGAGCUCAAAUGGCCGGAUCCAAGAACUGCAUCACUUGGCCAGAAAGUGCUGGAAUUCAAUACUCAGGUUUCCGAAGAUUCUCGAAAUUUCCUCUGGCCUGUACUCUAUCAUCAUGAGAAUAAUGGGCUUGACUCAACUAUCUUGGGACCAGGGCCUUAAUCCUGCUCUGCUGACAGUCUUUCAUCUUUCUGUCAGGGACAACAAUAUCUGCAAUAAAGUGAAAGAAAACAAUGAGCUCCAGGAGGCUAGAUCCCUUGAAAAACAAAUGGAGUCUACAAGGGAACCUGAGGAGACAAGGCCCAAGAAUUUGAGGCCCAAGGUGGGGACCAAGGCAAAGAGAUCGCCUGUAGCAGAGCCAUGGGAAGAAAAGCAGAUGCAGCCUGAGGAUCCGAGGACAUCAAGCACAGGAGCUCACAGGCGGCAGCUGCACACUGGGGGCUCCCACGUCAUCUUCCUGAAGACCUCCCACCACAGAACUCCUAUGGGGGACAUGAAGCUACUGGAUGUAACUGACAAGUCCAUCUGGUUUGAGGGGCUGCCCACACGAAUCCACCUCCCAGGGCCCCGGAUCAUGUGUAGAUCCUCCAACCUGCGCUGGGUCAAGCGCUGCUGUACCCGCUUCUGCUCUGCAUCACUUGAGCUGUCUAUGUGCCAUCCAUAGGUGGAUGUGACAGUGCCACUGCCUGGCCCAGGAUGGAGAUACAAUCAGCUGAACGGGAGGGAUGGGCGGGAAAAUUCACGAGUCUACAAAUAAAAUCUCCCAUAUGGCACUGAAGAAUACUACCGCUGGCUCUGCCUGUUUGGGGCUGGGAAACAUGGAGCACAGAGGCCCUCGGGGAAGGCAGGGAGGGAGUGUGUGUGUGUCACAACUUCCAGCUCCCCCUGCUCCAACCAUCAGUCUAGAAAUGGAACAAA